Messenger RNA from Camellia sinensis, 1610 nucleotides. The record is from RefSeq and is a predicted model, not a curated record. Lineage: Eukaryota; Viridiplantae; Streptophyta; Magnoliopsida; Ericales; Theaceae.
UUUUGUAACUGAUUCAACUAAUUCACGGAACGACCAAACCCUAGAAAACCUAGCAUAGCACCCCUCUCAGAGCCUCAGCAAAUGGCUUACAAACUCCAUCAUCAACACGCCGACGAAGAAUCUGGCAAAUCCGCAGCCAUGGUCCACUCGCAGCCUCGUCGAAAGGGCAUCGGGACUCGAGUCUGGCUCGUCGUCUCGGAGUCGGGCCAUACGCACAUCGAGGAGGUCGGAAAACACUCUAUCAUGAGGCGAACCGGUCUCCCCGCCAGAGACCUGAGGGUCCUCGAUCCGAUGCUUUCGUAUCCGUCGACAAUUCUUGGGAGAGAGAGGGCAAUCGUGAUCAAUUUGGAGCACAUUAUGGCUAUCAUCACUGCCAAGGAGGUUUUGAUGGUUAAUUCGACUAACCCGCUUGUCGUUCAGUUCGUUCAGGAUCUUCAGGAACGGGUUUCUUGUUCCAAGGAUACGCAACAACAGGCAACAAAGAACUGUGACACAGACAUGGAGGAUGCAGUUGAGGGUACUUGGGGCUCACCCUCAAUAAAUAGUCAUCAUGUUAUGUCUGGAAAUUUCAAUAAUUUGUCGGACAUGCCAAAUACUGAAAAGGGCAGCUCAAAUAGCGCAACUGGGAGACCAGAAGCUCCUGGACCAAAGUUGUUACCAUUUGAGUUUAGAGCACUUGAAGUAUGCCUCGAGUCUGCUUGCAGGUGCCUUGAAUCGGAAACUCAAACACUGGAGCAAGAAGCAUAUCCAGCAUUGGAUGAGUUGACUUCUAAAAUCAGCACACUUAACCUUGAGCGUGUCAGACAAAUAAAGAGUCGUCUCGUUGCAAUAUCUGGUCGUGUACAGAAGGUGAGAGAUGAACUCGAGCAUCUGUUAGAUGAUGACAAUGAUAUGGCUGAAAUGUAUUUAACAGAGAAGUUUGCUGGUCACUCAAUGGACCACACAUCCUUAAAGGAGGAAUUAUAUGAUGAGGCACUUGAGGAUGAUGAAGACAGGGGUGAAGAAACUAAGUCUCAACACAGCUAUGGAACUUAUACUGGAAUAAAGCCCAAUAUUGAGGAGCUGGAGAUGCUUUUAGAAGCCUACUUUGCACAGAUAGAUGGCAUCUCACAAAAACUAUUCCAUAUGAGUGAGUACGUCAACGACACAGAGGACUUCAUUAACAUCAUGUUGGAUGAAAAGCAAAAUCAGCUGCUACAAAUGGGAGUGAUGCUGAGUACGGCAAAUAUGAUAAUGAAUGCAGGUAUCGCGGUUGUAGGGUUGUUCGGGAUGAACAUUGAGAUCUCUCUCUUUUCUAGUCCAACCAUAAACUUCUGGGAAACUGUUAUUGGUACUGUAGGAGGUUGUGUGGCUUUGUAUUUGAUUGCUGUAGGAUGGGGUAAGAAAAAGAGCCUCAUCUAGAGAAGGGGGAAAAAAUGGCUUCUUGUGGGUGGUUAAUUUUAUCUCAUAUGAUUAGUAUGUCAGGAAUCGAAACACUUGUAGCUGAAUUUUCAUUGACUGAAAAGAUUCUUGCUACUGACAUGAAAAGAAUUAACAGUUUAUGUUACCUACUGAAAAUACAUCUAUUUGAUAUGUAUAUAUUCAAAAGUCGAGUUUCUUUUGCUCUUCAA